UAAAGCUCACAUCACAGAAAGGAAACUUCAAUGGCUACUACCUUUCAACAUUUGCUCCUUCCACCUUCUCCUUCGCUAAAUAAGGUCACUUCUUCUCCUACUAUUUCAUGGAUUUCCUGCAAAACCAGUUCGGAUUCGAUGCCUUCUUUGGACAUCAAUUCACUCUCAAAGCGGCAGAGAGGAGAAGUUCUAGUCUCGGUUGCAUUUAAUCCAUCUGGGAAUUAUGACCUCUCUUUGUUUGAUGAUGAAGAUGAUUCACCAAAAGUUGAACCUCCAUUGCCACCAACUGAAGGGAGAUUUGAAAUAGUUAUCAAUAACAACAUAAUUAGCCGGCUUGACUUGUCUCCAUUCCAAACUGUAACCGGAAUUACCUCUCCUUCAUCAGUCGAUCCAAAAGAGUUUCUUGAGCGAACAAUUGGCUUCACCAUAAAUUACAUCAGGGAAGAUCCAAAUGAUAUUCGAGAACUCUCCGAAAUCCCCGACAUAAGACUCUGGUUUUUGAGGCUUGAUGCUGCUUAUCCUUGGCUGCCCGUCGUGUUGGACUGGCGGGCAGGAGAGCUUGCUCGAUAUGCUGCCAUGUUGGUUCCUCACCAGAUGAGCAUGAAAAUGGGUGUUGUGUUCAAUCCAGAGGCACUGGAAUUGUUCAUCUUGCAUAAAGUCUUCAUUGUGUAUUCAUGGUUAAAGGAACAUGAAAUUCCAAGGCCUAGACUGAAGACCGGUGACAUGGCUAGGAUGCUCGGAUUUGGAAUUGGUGAUGAGCUUUUUGACUUGAUUGACAAACACCAAGUUUCUACAUCGUAAACCAAAAAGACUAAAGAUCCCACAUUUUUUCCACAAGAUUUUCAAGAUCAAGAAUUAUGUUCAGUAAUUCCCCUUGACUUGUGUUAAUCAGUACUGCAAGAAGAAGGAGCUGCACAAAACCCCUAGAUGAAGAGGAGAGGAGUAAUCAGUGUCAAAAAGGAGCUGAAUCCACAACAAAGACUUAAUAGACCAAGAAGAGCUCAAUUUCUUCUGUAAUUAGAAAGAGCAUAGUAUUUUGCUUUUUUUUUUUUUUUUGGAACUUCAACUAUUUAUGGGGGACCUCUAGAUUUGAUACAAUGUUAUCUGUGGCUUCCAUUACAAACAGAAAUAACGAAAAAAAGAGGUCAAAAUUCUAAGUGUUACAAAGGGUCUGUUGUGUAUAAGCCAGUAGACUUGCAAAGGGUCUGUUGUAAUGUAUUUUUCAAUUCUUCACCUAGAAACUUCUAGAGAUGCAAAGUGGGCAUCCUACUUUUGCAUUCCAAGAUGUAAUUUAUCAAAGAAAAAGAAAAGCGCAUAAUCAAUAAUUUGUAA
This is a messenger RNA of Morus notabilis, 1332 nucleotides long. Its product is annotated as protein CHLORORESPIRATORY REDUCTION 6, chloroplastic. Bases 31 to 801 code for a protein of 256 amino acids. Gene Ontology annotation, biological process: NAD(P)H dehydrogenase complex assembly. The record is from RefSeq and is a predicted model, not a curated record. The transcript is spliced from 4 exons. NCBI's taxonomy places the organism in Eukaryota, Viridiplantae, Streptophyta, Magnoliopsida, Rosales, Moraceae. Gene Ontology annotation, cellular component: chloroplast.